AUGCUGCUCGUAAAGAAUUCCAGAGUUGCUCGUCUUCUUGUUUUGUUUCUACUUGCCAAUCUAAUUGUUGAUGUUGCGUGCAAACAAAGUUUAGACGACGCCCCUCAAUUUCGAAUCAAAAGGGAUGCAGAACAAGGAGGGGGAAAAGCUGUGUAUAUUCUUGUUGGUAUUGGAGUUUUUCUCGCUCUUAUAAUAGCUGCUUUGGUUUGCUUCUUUAUUUGCAAGUCUAAAGAUGAAGAUGAUGGUAAAACAAAAACUAUUGAUAAGACAAGCGAGGCGAAGCCUGUUGGAAGGAAGACGAUGACUAAGAAAAAAUGAAAGAU
Messenger RNA from Meloidogyne enterolobii, 323 nucleotides. The record is from the annotation of a GenBank genome assembly. Lineage: Eukaryota; Metazoa; Nematoda; Chromadorea; Rhabditida; Meloidogynidae.